Molecule: messenger RNA, 908 nt
Organism: Panicum virgatum (switchgrass)
Lineage: Eukaryota; Viridiplantae; Streptophyta; Magnoliopsida; Poales; Poaceae
Product: glutaredoxin-C5-like
Exons: 1
Coding region: 126-533 (135 amino acids)
Source: RefSeq, a predicted model, not a curated record
CAAAGCCACAGUCGCCCUGCUUGCUCUCGCAAACCGCACACACCGCCGCUAGCUACUAGCAGCUAGCCCUCUGAUCCGUAGCCGUGCAGGCACGUAGCUAGCUAGCUCGCGACAGAUCAUCGGCAAUGCAGUACGGCGCGGCGGCGGAGCAGGCGUGGUACACGCCGGCGGUGGUGGCACCGGCGGCCGCCGCGGAGACGGCGGCGGAGCGCGUGGAGCGGCUGGCGUCGGAGAGCGCGGUGGUGGUGUUCAGCGUGAGCACCUGCUGCAUGUGCCACGCCGUGAAGCGGCUCUUCUGCGGCAUGGGCGUGCACCCGGCGGUGCACGAGCUGGACCUCGACCCGCGGGGCCGCGAGCUGGAGCGCGCCCUCGCCUGCCUCCUCGGCGCCGCCGCCGCACCCGGGGCGGCGCCGAUCGUGCCCGUCGUGUUCAUCGGCGGCAGGCUGGUCGGCGCCAUGGACCGCGUCAUGGCCGCGCACAUCAACGGCUCCCUCGUGCCGCUGCUCAAGGAGGCCGGCGCGCUCUGGCUCUGAGCGAUCGAGCUCUCCCGGCCGACACUCGCGCCGCUGCCAUUGCGUGCCGUCGACGUUGCUGCUCGUCGGAGCUAACUGUCGUAGGGCAGAUUAAAGUAAUACAUCAGUUAAUCGAUCAUAGAGUGAGUGCUUUAUGUGUGUUUGUGUUUUAGAGAGAGGGAGGUCGGUGAAUUUUUUUGCUGAUGCUGCCUCCGUCUUGUGUGUGGGAGUGUGGUAGAGUUGGCACGUGCUCGCAUGCCCACACGUACUGUACGAGUGUGCGCGAUGCUUGCUAGAUGCAAGAAGGGAUCUGGCUGUUUAGUGCCAUCAACAAUCUCUUCGACCUUAUUAUCAAAUGCAAUCUGCAGUGUUUGGCUUGCCUUCCUUUAAUUUUCA